CAUGAUAAAGAACACAUGAUGACACCUUAAAGAUCUGACGCACUAAAAAAAUAAGUGUUAUAUCUACUGUUCAGUUUGAUAUAUGUACAAAAUGGAUGGGAAAAAUAGCCAAACUGAGGCUGGAUGAUGAUUGAUUGUUGGUGUGCUAUCGGAGAUGGAAGAGGUCGUGCAGUGGACAGCCAAUGUGAUGGACCAUAAAACAGGAUUAGAAAAGAAAAGUGAGGUAGAGGAGAGUGUGAGGAUCUCCUCAGAUCUACACUGUGAGAUUUUAGACUUGAGCGGAGGAGAGAAUAUCACAGAGCUGUGCAAAAGGAAAAAGAAGAUCAAGAAAACAUGCUCGCCCAGGGUGUCUGUGGAAAUCCCUGAGAUAGGGCCUGCGGAUACUGCAGAAUUCAUGAACGCAGCCAGUCAAGGCAAACUGAAUGUAAUAGACAAGUAUCUGGCUGAUGGUGGGAACCCUAACGUCCAUGAUGAGUUGAAGAGGACGGCGCUACACCGCGCCUCUGUGGAAGGACACACCGCAGUCGUCCAAGCACUUUUAGAAAAAGGAGCCGAUAUCAACUUUCAAGAUCAACUGGGCUCCUGGGCCAUACACUGGGCCUGCAGGGGGGGAAGCCUGGAAGUUGUCAAAGCCCUGAAGAGCCACGGGGCUGACCUGGAUGCUAGAGAUAAGUUGGACAGCACUCCUCUGCAUGUGGCCACGAGAACAGGCCACGCUACCGUUGUGGAGUACCUGCUGUCCAGUGGUGCCAAAAUCAACUCCAGGGACAGGGAAGGGGACACAGCCCUGCAUGAUGCUGUGCGUCUCAACAGAUACAAGAUAGUGAAGCUGCUCAUAGUUGCAGGGGCUGACACAAAAAUAGAAAAUCAUGAGGGAGUGACAGCAGUGCAGCAGGUGAAACAAUGGCAGUUUGACAUCAUGGAGACCCUGCAGAGUCUGGAGAAGCUGAAGGAGGUGGGACCUGAAAACACCUCCAGAGAGGAGUGAAUAAUGCAAAAAGCUGUACAUUUACUCAUACAGUAUAUUCUUUAUAGCGCCACUUUCUACAAUGAUCUGUCUCAGGUUCAAAAUACAUUCUGUAAUUCCACUCAAGGUCUGUGUACAUCAUAUUUGAGGAUAUGCAUUAUAUGUACUCACCAACAAAAUCUGCCUCUCUAGGGCACGGCAGUUAAACCUCUGAGAUUAGUCUGAACUCUGACAUUAGAAAGCGUCAGCUUGGAUGUGACGGAUUCAAAAUGAUCUGCUUAUCUUAAGAAAGGAGACAAAAAACAUGCGAAACAAAUCUGAAUUUCUCAAACCUUUUUUUUUUUGCCAAGCUUUGACUUUUGAUGUUCACUUCCAAAGAGCGUAAUGAUCAGGAGAGCGCUCUCAUGGAUGUUUCAUGUGUGAUUUUUGAUGCCUUUGGAAGUUGAAUAAUUUGAAUAGAUAGUGCUGUGCAGAAGCUGCGUUUGAAUAUACAUCAAGAGGGCCCUUGUUUUAUCGAGGCGACAGAUAAGGCCAGAGCACACAGUAGCACUGUGUUUGAGACGUCAGCUGACGAGAGCAGAGAUGGCUGGUAUGCCCCCGCUAAAGUCAGGGAUUCAAGGGGAGCUCAGUGGACAUAUUUUCCUUCUAUCAUCAGUGGCUCAAAUGUUCCUGAGGGAGGUUGGUCAUUCACACUGGGGAAACCAACAGCUUGCUCCACUGCUUGCAAUGUAGAUGUUUAGUCGUUACACAUCCAGCCAUUAAGCACAGUUUGUUCAACAAAUACCGUGCUGCUGCUGCUGUAUUUUUCAUGAUGUAAAAUGCUGUUUUGAAAAGCAGUCUUCUGUUAGGAACAAAUGUGUUCAUUAUAGGCAACUCAUCAGAUACAUUAUCAGCCACACACAGUAUUUCCUGUUGUGAGCAAGGCUGUGCAACUGUCAGGGACUUUAGUGGCGACACGUACCAAUACAAGGUUAUACAAACUAGUGUUGUCAUUUAUUUUGUUAACCUGAACCUAACAGAGAUAUUACAGGAUAUCUUCAGUGUAAUAAAGUUCACGGAUCAGAACGAUUAAAUCUAAUGGACUCAUAUAUGUUUUAUAGCUUUAGUUGUGUAUUCCAUGUGAGCUACAUGCUGUGUGCUGUUGCUGAGGGCUGGAGUGGUGUAGAAAGAGAAGGGGGAUGGGAAAACUGGAGGCUUCGAGCUGUAUAACAGCCAAAAACCAGAGGAACCUGUUCAUCCAUGAAAUGGUUAAACUUAUUCCCCACAGCUGCAAAUGUCGCACAUCUCAGCCUUCGUGUUCGUACAUCACAAACGGCUGCAUAAUCAUCUAAAAACAAACUCUUUUGUCAUGUUACCGUGUCAAAGCGCAAUGAAAAACAUGUCUCUUUUCUCAACACGAGGCUUU
This is a messenger RNA of Sebastes umbrosus (honeycomb rockfish), 2372 nucleotides long. RefSeq names its product ankyrin repeat domain-containing protein 2. Gene Ontology annotation, molecular function: protein binding. Bases 155 to 988 code for a protein of 277 amino acids. The transcript is spliced from 9 exons. Lineage: Eukaryota; Metazoa; Chordata; Actinopteri; Perciformes; Sebastidae. The record is from RefSeq and is a predicted model, not a curated record.